Fukomys damarensis (Damara mole-rat) is the source of this 3627-nucleotide messenger RNA. It is a transcript of the gene Etv6, whose product is annotated as ETS variant transcription factor 6. NCBI's taxonomy places the organism in Eukaryota, Metazoa, Chordata, Mammalia, Rodentia, Bathyergidae. The record is from RefSeq and is a predicted model, not a curated record. The transcript is spliced from 8 exons. Gene Ontology annotation, molecular function: sequence-specific DNA binding; DNA-binding transcription factor activity, RNA polymerase II-specific. Bases 16 to 1527 code for a protein of 503 amino acids. Gene Ontology annotation, cellular component: nucleus. Gene Ontology annotation, biological process: regulation of transcription by RNA polymerase II; cell differentiation.
GGCUGAGUCCACAUCAUGGGACUACAAUUCCAAAAUAUUUUCCACGACUGUAUUCUAAAAUACUGGACAGUCAUCUUAAUGAAGAAAGUUCUGACAUGCGGCUGGGGGCUGGUGGUCAUCACCAGAGGGGAGACGGCAGGAGUGGAGCUGGCAGAGAUCCUAGCAGGCUGCGUUUCCUUUGCUCGCUGGUCUUCCCUGAAGCAGGAACGCAUUUCGUACACACCUCCCGAGAGCCCGGUGCCGAGUUACGCCGCCUCCACCCCGCUUCAUGUUCCAGUGCCUCGAGCGCUCAGGAUGGAGGAAGAGUCGAUCCGCCUGCCCGCGCACCUGCGCUUGCAGCCAGUUUACUGGAGCAGGGAUGACGUAGCCCAGUGGCUCAAGUGGGCUGAAAAUGAGUUUUCUUUAAGGCCAAUUGACAGCAACACAUUUGAAAUGAACGGCAAAGCGCUCCUGCUGCUGACCAAAGAGGACUUUCGCUACCGAUCUCCUCAUUCAGGUGACGUGCUCUAUGAGCUCCUUCAGCAUAUUCUGAAGCAGAGGAAACCUCGGAUCCUUUUCUCACCGUUCUUCCACCCUGGAAACUCUGUUCACACACAGCCCGAGGUACUGCUGCAUCAGAACCACGAUGAAGAUAACUGUGUCCAGAGGACGCCCCGGCCCGCCGUGGAGACGGUGCACCACAACCCUCCCACCAUUGAACUCUUGCACCGCCCCAGGUCGCCCAUCACGACCAAUCACCGGCCUUCUCCCGACCCCGAGCAGCGGCCCCUCCGGUCCCCCCUGGACAAUAUGAUCCGACGCCUCUCCCCGGCUGAGAGGGCCCAGGGACCGCGGCUCCACCAGGAGAACAACCACCAGGAGCCCUACCCUCUGUCCGUGUCUCCCAUGGAGAAUAAUCACUGCCCGCCGUCCUCCGAGCCUCACCCGAAGGCCUCCAGCCCGCGGCAGGAGAGCACCCGCGUGAUCCAGCUGAUGCCCAGCCCCAUCAUGCACCCUCUGAUCCUGAACCCCCGGCACUCCGUGGAUUUCAAGCAGUCCAGGCUCUCCGAGGACGGCCUGCACCGGGAAGGGAAGCCCAUCAACCUCUCCCAUCGGGAGGACCUGGCCUACAUGAACCAUAUCAUGGUCUCUGUGUCGCCGCCUGAAGAACACGCCAUGCCGAUCGGGAGAAUAGCGGACUGUAGACUGCUUUGGGAUUACGUCUAUCAGUUGCUUUCUGACAGCCGGUACGAAAACUUCAUCCGAUGGGAAGACAAAGAAUCCAAAAUUUUCCGGAUAGUGGAUCCCAAUGGACUGGCUCGGCUGUGGGGAAACCACAAGAACAGAACAAACAUGACCUAUGAGAAAAUGUCCAGAGCCUUGCGCCACUACUACAAACUAAACAUUAUCAGGAAGGAGCCAGGACAAAGGCUUUUGUUCAGGUUUAUGAAAACCCCAGAUGAAAUCAUGAGUGGCCGAACAGACCGUCUGGAGCACCUUGAGUCCCAGGAGCUGGAUGAACAAAUAUACCAAGAAGACGAGUGCUGAGGGCACCCAGGGUCGCCUCGGCAGCAGGCCAGCGGCAAGGGAGCCUGCACACCAGGACUGCCGGGGGCGUGAGGGAGCAGGCGGGCUGGGGACAGCUGCAGAAAGAGACCAGAGCAGCAGGAGCGCUUCCUUGCAGGCCAGGAUGGACCGGAGCACCUUAGACAAACCACCCAGCAAUGGCGGGGCUGGACUCUGGCAGAGGGCACGAGCCUAGGACUGGAGUGGCACAUUUCUGUCCCCUUGGGAGUCUCGCCACCUGUAACUCCUUGCCCGUACCCUUCCAGAUAAUGUUGUUCAUCCCAUGGUGUUUUUUGUUUUUUUAAGAACAUGCAGUUUGACUUUUCAUCCUUCAUAUAGGGGAAGACAUCGGAUGUUGUUUUCCUAUGGAAAUAUAUAUCUAUUAUAUAUCUAUUUUUGCAAAUCUCAUAAAGUACGGCCAGCCCGGCUUGUCAGGAAAGAGAAUAGUUGCAGAAAGGAUCAGGUUCCUCUUUGCUGCCACGCAGGUCAGGUCUGUUCCUGUUGCAGUUGGGUCUUGGCAGAAAAAAAGAAAAAAAAAAAGAUGCUUCUGAAAAUGAUCAUGUGAAAAGGAGAGCUCUUCCCUCCCUCUCUCUCUCUCCCCUUUCCUCCCUGGCUCCCUGUGUCUUCCUGCCUGCCUGCUGUCACACUUCACAUGCCUUUCUGCAGAGUUCAGCCUCUUGAGUCUUAGGGAUCAUUGGCGCCUACACAGAAUCAGCGACCUGAUUGGGGCGCCUGGUGGCCAGCGACAGAGACUCCAGCCCCCAUUCUGGCACUAGCUGCCCAUCUGAGGGAGGCCAGAAACCUCAUAGAUGCUGCUGUGCUCCGAAAAGAUAGGUGCCGUUCCAGUGCGCCGCCCCUGAGAAGGCUAAGAGCUGCACAGCUAAGGCAGGAGAUAAGACAGGCCGCCCCAGGAGCUCGGGAUUAGCUUGCAAGUGCUGCAAAGUAGAAAAUACCAGAAGACCACACAGGCCUGGUGGUUCAGAGACUGGAGAGAAAUACCCUGCAUUGGGGAUUUAUCUUUCUGAAACAACUUAUUAAGGAGAGCGAGAAAGAAAAGCUCCUCUUGCUCCAUUCCAAGGGCCAUCUUGUGGUCAUUUAUGUGCCCUCCAUGAAUGUGUUUUUUCCAGUUCUGAGUCUUCUUUAAAAUUUCCUGCUCUGCAGUGAACACUGAUGAGGGGAGGAUCCCAGCAUGCAGUCCCAGAUGCAACUGCUGUUUGCCCAGCCUGGACAAACAGGAAAUUCCUCAGAUCCAUUAUAUUUUCCUUCCUUCAUUGCUGUAUUUCAGAAAAGAGUCAUUUGUGGCUCUCUUUCACCUCAAAAUAAGGUUGGUAGUGUUAUAAAAGGAGAGUAGUGCCACCCUUUAAUACUUUUAAUGAUAGCAGGUAUUUUUAGAGAACUGUUUUAGAGUCUCUUUCCUUUUCUACCCAUCUAUAUUGAUUCUUCCAAUACAGACAGGUUCAGACCUCCCAUAUUUGGAGUGCAGACUUUUGUAAUCCACAAGAUUAGGCCUGCCUUACAAGUCACCUCCUCUCUGGUCCUCUGUUUUCCCUACCUGUUCAGCGAGCAUCUCCAGCUCUGCUAUUACCAGCUGCCAGUUGAGCAGAUCCCAGGUUUGUCCUCCACCGUUUCUGCAUUGAGUCAGGCACAUAGAGGCUGGGGGCAUGCAGGCAGGAGGAAUCCAUCCUGGCAUCCCGGGCCUUACUGCCAAGGGCACCAGCCUGCGGGGCAAGCAGGUGGACCAUGGUUCCAAGACACUGGAAUGAGAAGCUUUUUGGGGCUCUUCAGUGUGGCUCUGCACCUGUCUCUUACAGACCACAGGUGGACACACAGGGGUGGCAAGCCCACUCUUUCUGUCACAUGCCUCCCCAUCUGCCCUCUGUAAGUCAGGGACCUUGUGUGUGGCUCAAGGGCCUCACUGUGAAAGGUUUGGUCUUGGCCUGCUUGGAUGGUGAUGCAAUUCUGCUGGAUCCCAGGAUGCUACAGAUGUCCCUCGAGAGUGUUCGGGUGAUAAUGUUUCUCUCCAAGAUGACUGGUACUGUAUCUCAAAUAGAGAGAUUGAGCCAAAAAAAAAAAAAAAAAAAA